AUGCACAACUUCAUUCCUAGUCUACUAGGGGCGUUUGGAGUCUUCACAACGACUUUGGCUCAAGUCAGCACACCCCCUGGCGCCAGCACGGCAUUGGAUAGGAUAGCGAACGCGAACAAACCCACAUUUGCUGAUGUGCGAGAAAGUGUGGCUAAGCAAUACGAGGAAGAAGGUCCUCUUCCUACAGAAAAAUAUUUCCACGAAUCAAGGUUCCACCAUCAUUAUGACGAUCGUUUCGCCAAUUCGACCCUACCGGAAGAACAGGUGAUACCUCAUCUGAUUGCGUUAGUACAAGCGUACUUGAAAACGAUGAGAGCCAUUGGCGCCGAAACAUGGAUUAUGCACGGGACACUUCUUGCAUGGUGGUGGAACCAAAAGAUCUUUCCUUGGGAUAAUGAUUUAGAUGUACAAGUCACGGAGCCGACUAUACACUUCCUGGCCGACUACCACAACUUCACGGACCACCACUUUGAGAUUCCCGGCGUCGACGGUGGUCGCACCUACUUAUUGGAAAUCAACCCGAAUCAUGUUGUCAAGACCACUGAAGACUGGCUAAAUGUGAUCGAUGGACGGUGGAUUGAUAAAUCAUCGGGUCUUUUUAUCGACAUAACCGCGGUGCGUCCAGAUGUUGCCAAGCGUGCGUCGGGGCAUCCCGAGGCACUGAUGUGUAAAGACAAGCAUCGCUAUAAAGAGAGUGAUAUAUUUCCUCUACGUAACAGUUAUUUCGAGGGCGUACCCGUCAGGAUUCCUUAUAACUAUGCAGGUGUGCUUCGGGAAGAGUACGGGUCCAGAUCUUUGACCAACACUGAGUUUUGGGGGUAA
Penicillium chermesinum is the source of this 822-nucleotide messenger RNA. RefSeq lists its product as uncharacterized. Bases 1 to 822 code for a protein of 273 amino acids. NCBI's taxonomy places the organism in Eukaryota, Fungi, Ascomycota, Eurotiomycetes, Eurotiales, Aspergillaceae. The transcript has 6 exons. The record is from RefSeq and is a predicted model, not a curated record.